CGGAAGCCUCCAGCCAAUGGGAGGCGAGGGGCUUGCUCGGGGUGGCCAAUGGCAGCCGCCGGAGCGGAACCCGGAGCCCCAAAUGCCCGGGCUGUGCUUCAAGAGAGAGGGGGGAAAAAGAUGACACAGAACCUGUCGGGCCGGAGAAGCAGUCUUGGCAAAGUUUCAGUGACGGAGCGGGACCUUCCCCAGGAUCGAGGGUGAACAGAACAGAGAGAAAGAAAGGGGUUGGCUGCUUUCCUUCCUUCCUUGCAUCCUUUUUCUCUCUCCCCCCCCCCCACCCCCACCUCAAAGAGGGGGCUCGCGUGCUUCCUCUCUCGCGCGCGCGGGGUGGUGGGGGGUCGCGUGCGACUCCGCCGAGGAUGGAGCCGCCGCCGCCGCCGCCGGCGCGCGCCCAGACCCCGCACGCGCCGCUCCCUCAACCGCCGCCGCACGAGCCCAUCAGCUUCGGCAUUGACCAGAUCCUCAACAGCCCCGACCAGGAGGCGCGAGGGGCCGACGCCAGCUACUUGGGGAGCCCCAACGGAGGAGGAGGAGGGGGAGCAGCAGGAGCAGGAGCGGCGGCAGCAUCCGGGGGAGGCCGAUCCGGGGCGCCCUACCCGUCCUUCGCCGGCCUGGGCGGCCCCUUCGAGGACGCGGGAUCUUACAGUGUCAACCUGAGCCUGGCGCCCUCCGGCGUGAUCCGGGUGCCGGCCCACCGGCCCAUCCCCGGCGCCGUGCCCCCGCCCAUCGCCUCCGCCAUCCCCGCCAUGCCCGCCGUGCCCGGCCUGGGAGGACUCAACUUCCCCUGGAUGGAGAGCUCCCGGCGCUUCGUCAAGGACCGCUUCACCGACUUGGAAAUCCCCUUCGCCCCUUGUGAAGCAAGUGUUCUGGCAGCGGCGGCGGCCUUGACGCCUUUCACGGUGACGCGCCGGAUCGGGCACCCUUACCAGAACCGGACCCCUCCGAAGCGGAAGAAGCCGCGCACCUCCUUCUCGCGGGUCCAGAUCUGCGAGCUCGAGAAGCGCUUCCACCGCCAGAAGUACCUGGCCUCCGCCGAGAGGGCCGCGCUCGCCAAGUCCCUCAAGAUGACCGACGCCCAGGUCAAGACCUGGUUCCAGAACCGCAGGACCAAGUGGCGGCGACAGACGGCAGAAGAGCGAGAGGCCGAGCGGCAGCAGGCCAGCCGCCUGAUGCUGCAACUGCAGCAUGAUGCCUUCCAGAAGUCUCUCAGCGACUCCAUCCAGCCAGACCCACUCUGCCUCCACAACUCCUCGCUCUUUGCCCUCCAGAACCUGCAGCCCUGGGAAGAGGAGGCUGGAAAGAUCCCACCCGUCACCUCCUUGGUCUGAGGAAGAGGCCAAGGACCAGAGAGAGAGACAGAGAGACAGCAGGCCCUCCUCCCCUCCUCUCCCUGCAUGACCCCAAGGCCUGGGUAAGAGGAGAAGGGACCACCCCACUGCCGCUUGCGAGGGAUCCAGGAGGAAAGGGAUCAUGCCAGCCUCCAGUGCCGGAUUUCCAUUGUGCUUAGGUGUGCUUAAGCACAGAGCCCUGUUGGCCAGGGGAGGCUAUCUUCCGGCCAAAGAUGGAUUUUAUUUAUGUGGUGUAAUUCUAAAUUUGAAGGCUUUCGAUUUCAGUGAUCGAUAGUCUAUGGGAGUACUUCACAAAGCAGGAAGUGUAGGCCUACCAGGCCUACCUUCUUCAGGACUCAAGGAAGGAAGGGUCCUCAUAAUUUAACUAACACAGGGCCUAUUUGGUCCUCAAUCUGGCACUGCCACCCAUUUGCCAGGCACAGCCUUCCUUCCCUCCCUCUACCAUGGACUGCCAUGUUGGCUUCAGCUGGUCACCUUCCCUGCUUUGGCACAAACUUUUCUCACUGUUGGGGAAGCGGAAAAAAGUCUCUCUCCAAAGGCCUUGCCCCCAUGUCACUGCAUCCUCUUUGGGCUGGAGGCUGGUUGGCAAAACCAAGCACAAACCUCAGCAUUGGGCAGACUCUGGGAAAAGGAAAAAAGGCAGGGAAGCUCCGCAACCCUUUACCUGGUCCCUCUGGCAGGGCUUGGUCCUCUUUUCCCUAUGGCAUGUGUAAGUGCCACCCUUGGUGUGGGGUGGAUGUUUUCUUUGGGGUGACCUGGCCCCCUCACACAGAGACUUCUGCCCUCAAAGGGAAGGGGAAGAAAAGGAAACGGGGGUCUCUUUUUGGUUGGGUUGAGCCUUCUUUUCUUUUUUGAUGUGAAUAAUGUAUUUAAUGCACCAAGAUGCCCAGCACUGUUAAUAGGGAGAAAGAAGACCUUGGUUAUAUAUAGAAUAUAUAUAUUAUAUAUGUGGAAAGCUGAACAAAUAUUUAAAGUCAGUUGGGAAUGGGAUGGGGAAGCACAAUGAAUGGGGAGGGGUGAGGUUUCCCACCUAGGGCCCUUACCUGGGCUGUUCCAUCAUCUAACCUCUCCUCCCUCCCGGAAAAUCAUUUAGCAGAGGCAAAGACAUUUAUUAUCCGGAGCCCAAAAGCCCUCUGCUUCCAGCUAUUUCUCUCCCUAAGGCAACGCACCCAGUAAUUUAUUGCCUCCCUCUUCUCCUGAAGGAGGGCUUGUUUUUCAAGCGAAGUCAAGCCGCCAUAUUUAUUUUAUUUAUCUUAUUUAUUUAUUUAUUGUGGGGUUUGGCCUCAGUUUCUCCUUGUGGCAGGAAAGGAACAUAAUCACAGAGGGUGCUAUUGUGGAAGAGGUUGAAAAAAAAGAGAAAAAAAAACACAGAGAGAAAGAUGAUCAAGAAAAACAGCCCCUCCCCACGCAGAGUAGAGAAAGCGCCUUAUGUUUCAUAAUCAAAGAAAAAAAUAUACUGAGGAAGAGUUGGAAGUUGAUCCAUGUAUCAUAGUUUGUACUUGCUCAAAGGUGUAAAUAAAUGUUUUCUUUAAAAAUG
Molecule: messenger RNA, 2889 nt
Organism: Anolis carolinensis (green anole)
Lineage: Eukaryota; Metazoa; Chordata; Lepidosauria; Squamata; Anolidae
Gene: tlx3
Product: T cell leukemia homeobox 3
Exons: 4
Coding region: 363-1331 (322 amino acids)
Biological process (GO): regulation of transcription by RNA polymerase II; animal organ development
Cellular component (GO): nucleus
Molecular function (GO): DNA-binding transcription factor activity, RNA polymerase II-specific; RNA polymerase II cis-regulatory region sequence-specific DNA binding
Source: RefSeq, a predicted model, not a curated record